Messenger RNA from Haliotis rubra (blacklip abalone), 4904 nucleotides. Its product is annotated as GDP-fucose transporter 1-like. NCBI's taxonomy places the organism in Eukaryota, Metazoa, Mollusca, Gastropoda, Lepetellida, Haliotidae. The transcript has 2 exons. Gene Ontology annotation, cellular component: Golgi apparatus. Gene Ontology annotation, molecular function: antiporter activity. The record is from RefSeq and is a predicted model, not a curated record. Gene Ontology annotation, biological process: protein O-linked glycosylation via fucose; GDP-fucose import into Golgi lumen. Bases 185 to 1216 code for a protein of 343 amino acids.
ACCAGCCGGCUGUCCCUCGUCAUGCCUGACUCAUUUCCGUUUAUCAUACAUCUCGGUCCUGGCAACUGGGCUUCCCGGUACGAUAUUGGGCGAAUUUGAAAUACGAAGCACUCCGACACCGUACAGCAGUGCGCUACGCGCCGCACUUAUAGGGCUUCAGUUUCUCUUCCCACCGUACUCCAAGAUGGCUGAAGAGAAGAGACGCAGCCCACUCAAGGUGGGCGCAGUUGUGGUCAUGUACUGGACCAUCUCCAUAUCCAUGGUAUUUAUCAUGAAACAUUUGCUGAGCGGUAGCUACGGCAACCAGGACCUCACCAUCUUCGUCACAUGGUACCAGAGUGCCUCUGUGGUUGUGUUCAUUCUGGCCAUGUCAGCUGCAUCUAGACUCCUCAAGUUUGGAUUCAGUGUUCCUUCCCUGGAUAAAGAAACUAUUCUUAACAGUGACAUGCUCUCACUGAGCUUCUCAUUUGUCAUCAGUCUCACAAUGAACAACCUCCUGCUGAAACAUAUUAGUGUGUCAUUUUAUCAAGUUGCACGAUCCCUGACUCUCAUCUUCUCCAUACUGUUGUCAGUCUGCAUGCUGGCGAAAGCUCCUUCUUACAAAGUAGUAUUUGCCUGUCUGCUAAUCAUAUGUGGGUUUGUUAUUGGGGUGGACCAAGAAGAGGCAUCAGGCUCCAUCACCAUUUGGGGAAUUAUCUACGGACUACUAGCAAGUCUUACCUCGGCCUUAACAGGUAUAUAUUUCAAGAAGGGAGAAUAUGCUGUUGGAGGAAGUGCUCUGAAGCUGGCUUACGUCAAUAACUUUAACAGCAUGGUGAUAAUAUUUCCUCUUGUACUCAGCACAAAUCAGCUGUCACAUAUCAUGAACUCGGACAUAGCUACCCAGCCCCAGUUGUGGUUGUUCCUUACAGCCUCGGGUGUUCUCAGUCUCGCCAUUGGCUGGGCAAGUGCCCUGCAGAUCCGCUACACCUCCCCGGUCACCCAUCAGAUCAGCAUCAAUGCCAAGUCCAUUACUCAGACUGUCAUCGCUAUCUUAUGGAACAAUGAACAUAAAACUGCAUUCUGGUGGUUUGGUAACAUCCUUGUGUUGUUUGGUAUUGGGGUCUACACCUACACCAAGUUUCAAGAGACCAGGAGCCAAAAGGUUGAGACGUCACCAGUGCCGUCAAAGAACAGCUCUAGUGACAACUCUUCACCUAAGCAGCCAGCUGUGUGAAAGAAGGCAACAAUUCAUAACUACCCAUGUUUUACCUCUAUCUGUAACUACCAUCCCAUACUUUGGCCCAUUUAUUAUGUUGACUGAUUUGAAUAUGUCUCUGACUGUUUAACCUGUUUGUGCUACGUGAUCCAAGGGUUACGUGAUGGUGCUAUUUAAUGCAUGGCUAUUUUAAAUGCUGUAGGUUGACCAUGUAUCCAAAGUCUAUAGAAUAGGACCUUAAUAUUGUAUUAAAUUAUAAUGUUUGUCCUUUUCCUGCAAAAAAUCUCUACAGGACACUCAUUUCAGUUCUGGUUCAUUGUACUGAUUGUGAUUGUCAUGAAUGAAAAUUUAUUAGUAAGCAAAUCUUCUGUCUUCAGGACAAUAAUUCUGGGCAAAAUAAGGACUGUCAAUUAUGCCUGGAGAAUGUUUGGGGUGUUGUUUUGUACACAUAACAUUAUUGUAUUUACCCAGAAUUGCUCAGUACAUUUGUGUAUUCCUUAUCAGAGUUUGCACCAGUAUUAUCACGAGCUGGUAAUUACAGGUUUUGUCAUAAGCCAAAAAUGGUCCCAAACAAGUAUUGGCUGGAGAUGUUUUGUGCUCUUUUCCAUUUCAAAUUUCGAAAUAAGGACUUGUUAGUAUCAUGAAUCUCAGCGUGCUUCUUCACUCUCCUUGUACCGCUGCAGAAGUUACAAUCUUCAGAGCUAAUUUAGAUAUUCUGGGACGAUUGGAUUGUAUCGUGUGUGGUUGUUUAUUUGCCCACAUAAUGUGGACAAGUGUUUUUCCUGUUAAUUAUUACCAUUCUUUGGUGUUGCUAAUUGUCAAAAACUGUCAAUAGUAGGCCCCAAUAUAGUUUUGGUUACAUAUCCUAUGAGCUAAAACAUAUGUUUGGAAAUUCACCGGUGGAAAACCAGAAAAGUAUCUGACAAGAGCAGAUUUUGUUUUGUGUAUGACUUUUUGUGUAUGUACAUUUAAAAAGAAUAACUAUGUCACUAGGAGGUGGUGGGGUAGCGCCGUAGUUGAAGCACUUGCUAUUACAACAAAUGUCUCCUCAUCCUAUUUCUGGUGAUCCCUGAUCAUGCUGGCGUUGAUGGAAAAUUGCUAUUAGUGGUAAAUGGUCGCUCUCUCGCUCACUCACGUUGAAAUCCAACUGCAUGACAUCAAACCGAGUGACAGAACUGGUUAUUUAAUUGCUUCCUUUUCGCUUUCAUUCCUUGAAACUUUUGAGCAUUAUUGUAAUCAACAAAUAAUACUGAACAAAGACCACUCUCUAACUGGUAACUUUGCCCUUCGGAAACCAGUUUUAUUCAUUAUCUCAUGUGUGUCUUGUAACCUUGAUUUAACAAUUUUGAAGUUUAGACAGGAAAAUCAGUACUGACCAUAGUUAUUCAUUUGAUGGUCCACCUAUUUGCGUACCAAGAAGUAAGAUUAGAAUGUUCACUACCCCAAUGUAUUCAUCAACUCUCAUUUAUUAUACUUGAUAUGCAUAUGUUUUCACAUUUCCUUGCCCUUGGUUUAUGUAUAAUUGUGAGAUAUGUUCCUUGACCGCUGCCUGUGAUAUUUGUUUACUUGUGUUGAAGGAUAUGUACAAAUUGGAUCUGUCAGAUGGGUUAUUGUGUUUAAUAUACCUGCUGAUGGUAGUGCAUUUCAAUCAGGACAAUAGAUUGUUGAAACCUUUUGUCAAUCAUAAUCAAGUGAAAGAUAUUUUUUAUACCAUUUAUUAUUUGUUUAUGUAAUAUUAUUUUUUACUAUCAUUACCAUUACUUACUAACCUGUUUGGCCACUUCUGAUUAACAUCAGAGAAUUUUUGUAUGUGAUAGUCCUAACAUGUCUGGCUCUGACUAGUAUCACACAAUGUUUUUUGUACAUAAUAUUGCCAGCAUAUAUACAGGGAUUGGGAAAGGCAGGGGCCAUGGGUCAUUUCGCACAUUAGAAAAAAAGAAUGGGCCAUUAAAAUUGUUCAAGUUUACUACUGAUUCAAGGGCAGUGGCCCAUUCUAAAUAUAGAAAAUGGCUAAUAAUCCUGAAAAUGGCCCAAAGUCAAAGUUCUCUAUCCAAGUCCCUGUAUAUAUGUAGGCACAACAAGAAGAUAUUGGUAGGAACAGGGGCAGACACGGGGAAUGGCAGGAUAGUUUAGGGUGCAUAGUCUUAAUUUUACAUUUUGUUUCUGCUUCUGAGGGGUAGUAUGGUAGCCCACUGGUUCCAAAGCUUGCCAAAGAUCCAGGUUUGAUUCCCCACAUGGGUACUAUGUGGGAAGCCCAUUUCUGGUGUCCUUUCCCCUCCCUCCCCCCCCCCCCUCAUUGUGAUAUUGCUUGAAUAUUGCUAAAGGCAGUGUUAAACCCAACUCACUUACUCUACUUCUUAACCCAUAUUAUCAACUGCAUGUGUUAUUGUCAAAUUUAGGAUUUUUAUGCUGUCACAGAAAACUUAUUUGAUAAUGUUUGUUUCAACAUGUCAACCCAAACCCAUUUGGACUUACAAGUGUGUGCUGAAUCCAAUUUCAGGUGUAAUUUUCGUUUGCAUUCAGCUGUUUCAAAGUUAACAGAAUAGAACCCUCUACACACACGCACACACACACACACACUUUUGGAAAUUUCUGGAUCAGCCUAUGUGAUUGUAUAGAAAUACAGCUAGGAACCAACUCCAGCACACUCCAGGUUGACUCAGAAUGUUUCAUCCACCAAGCGUGGUAGUCAAAGGGAGAUAACUCUUUGUGGACUAUUAAGGCAUCUUUGUCAAUAUUUGGAAAUAGUUUUCUGAUUUAUUCUGCAUUCUGUACUUUUUAUGUUGGUGAGCUUUAACACAUAUAAAAGUAAUUUAUUUUGAUUUGUUCUGAAGGAAGUCAGAAAAAAAAGGUAUCAAGUAUUUGUUGUGGUUGUACUUUGAGGUACAACAAUUUGUAUGACAGUAUGCCAGAAUGAAAUAGGAAUUGUAAUAACUGAAAUUUUAAUCAUUAUUAAAACGUUAACCAUUCCGACAUUCCAGCCCACCUUGCAGCCUCCACUCACUCAUGUACAUUCUGACAUGUUCAGUUUCCUGUUUCCUGUUUUAUAUUUCUGUUGUUGCACAUAUGUGAUAAUCUGUCAUAGCAUUUUGGUUGCCAUGACAAUAAGUACUGGACAGACAAUCUCAAAGUAUUGGACUAGGUUCCUUCUUAAUGAAAGUGUUCAUGUGAAUGAUGUGUAUUGCUAUGGUGUGUUCAAAUUAAGUUGUUUUGUUACGAGAAUUUGUGUUCCAGAGAAACUUAAACUGUAUUAGUUGUCCAAAAUAUGUAGCACAAGAGAUGCACAUUUUGCAAUUCAGUGACCAGCUGUGAAUACAACUGAGAGGUGGUAUGUGUUUGUGGCCCAUCUCACAAGCCAUUCAUGCUGUUGUUGUAGGGGUGUUUACUUUCUUGUGUGUUCAGGGAGGGUAGGAACAAAGUUAUAAUUACCACUCAUUUCAUCUGUCUGGUCCCUUCUUGCAACCAGAUGCAUAUCUGUACAAAUAUACAUGGUUAUCAUGUUUAUGGUCUAAUGUUAGAUCUGGUUACAGUUAACAUUUGUUUUACAUCGAGCCAAUGGGGUCAAUUGGGCUACCAAACCUCCAUGCACUAUUGUGUUGAAGUAGCAAGCCCACCAAUAUGGCUUUAAUGUCUCUGAACAGCUUAUCCUGAAGAACUGUGACCCUUAUUCAACAAUACAUAAUCACAGCAGACGGUGUUAAUUGUG